CGGCAAACAACAAAGCACACGAAACCACUUUAGCGAUCCACCUUCACGCUCUCGCAAACUUUUUUUCUUUUGGUGAAUCUGCUUCACUGUGUGUUUCAAGUCAUUCUGAUCACCCGCAGGCUCAUUCGUUCCUCCGAGAAAAUUUUUCCGUACUAGUAAUUCGCUUUUUGUUCCCUUGUUCAAUCAUAGUGUUUCUCUUUCUUCUUCGUGCACUUGUGCCUACUCCGACAGAAAAUGGCGCCUGCAGGAACAGACGGGAGUGACGCAAAAGGGGCAACGAAACAGUACAGUUGCGACCUUUUCUUGUGAAGUUUGUCAAUAGCUUAAAGUUGAAACUCCACUCAGCUGAAUCUGAACGGACGCAUCCCUCCUUGAUCUACUUCAUUUUUUUUUUGUCGGAAAAUAAUCACGAUUGUCAAAGAUGUUUUAUCAACAUCUUGAUCUUGUGACUUCAAAACAGGGGGGACGGUGACUUGUCUCCAAGCGACGUGAUUCCAGAUCAGUAUGACUACGAAGAGGAGGAGGGCGAGGAUGAGGAAGCGCUGGUCGUGAAGGACCUCGUAAAACUGGACGAGGAAUACGCAGUUUUGACGAGCGAGCUGAAGCAGGAACUGGAAAAAGUGAAGGCCCAGUUCGCGAAGAAGCUCAACAGGAACCUCGACACACGGAAGGCGAUACUUGCUUCCGCGCCAGCCGCCACGGAGACGGCGGGCGAGGGUGGAAACGCGAAGGACAGAGCAGGACAAAGCGACAGCGCCGCAGAUGUUGAGGUAACACAACUCGACGAAAUGCAGAAGCACGCCAACUCCCUCGGAACACCCAAAAUUCCCGGUUUCUGGCUAGAGUGCUUCCAGCGGUCCGACCUGAAGGAGUUUGUCCAGGACGUGGACAUCUGUUGUCUCGAGUACCUGGAGAACAUGGAAUUUUUGGAAAAGAGCGGCCACCUUUUCGCGGACUUCCUGUUCAAACCAAAUCCUUUCUUCACGAAUAGAACCAUCCGCAAAGCGGUAUUUCUCAAGGAGCGAGAAUACAUGGACGGGGAGUUCGAUGUGCUAUCGACGCAGUGUUCCCAAAUCCACUGGAAAAAAGGCAAAAACAUCACGCAAAAGAAAGUCCAAGUGGACAAUAAACCUGAACGAGGUCGCAAAGGGCGCGGCGGAAAAGGUGCGCAUGAUUGGAAUUGUAGAGUACAGAGCUUUCAUCUUACUACAGGCGAUCAACACAUGAUUACAGCACUGCGGGUUCGCACUGCCAUUGCGAAAGAAUUGAAGGCAAUGCUAUCGCUACUUCAUGUCGCUAGACGAGCACGACAAGAUUUUUGCCGGGUUUUUCGUCUUGCCUAGAUCAGAGAUUUAUAUAAGCAAUGCGACUCGCAUUGAUCGCAAAACCGGCCGCGGUUUGUCGCAUCGCUCGCAUUGCUCGCAAAUCAUUGGCGCCCGCCAGCAGUUAGGUGCGUGGCGAUAGGGUAAGGGCCUAACCGUCGGGAUUCGCGAAUUGCCUGACGGGAGGCUGGCCUGCAUAUGCAGGCUGUAGUGGUCUUGCCCUUGUUCUCUCCUUUGGAAGAAUAGUGCUGAGGGUUAGGCGUUUUCUCUUUCUCGAGCGAAGAAACAAAAACAAACUCAAUAAAUACAAGCGACGGCCUUUGCGCGGCCCGUUUGGGGUCUAGCUAGGUAGGUUAGGAUUAGGGGUAGCCCGCUGAAGUGCGCCCCAAUAGUGGGCAUAUGCUCACGAAGUCGCGAGGAGUUGUCGCAAGACUUGCGACAGAUCCGCGCUCUCGCGACUCGCAGGCCGUCGCAUCCGUGUCGCAUUGCUCGCAUUGCUCGCAAAUCAUUGCCGGGGUUUCCUUAUAUAAAUCACUGCUAGAUGAAUUGCACUUCCACCUCAGGCCGAACCUGAAAGAAUACCCCAUAGAAUCGCAACGUACUGAUUUGCUCCCCUUCUCAGGUAACAAGCAGGGCAGCCGCGAAGUGACCGUUACACAGGAAUCCUUUUUCAGCACAUUUUUUCGCAGUCUCGGGGAGGAUGUGGAGGACCACAGGGACGGUCUUCUGAACCCAGAGAGGUAUCCCUCGUUAGCGGAUUUGAAAAAACUUGAUGCCAUCGCGUGCCGGACCGGGGCGGAUCCUCCAGUUGCUGAUGAGGCAGCACCAGAAAAGAAUGAUAAAGACGCGAGCGGAAAUGCGAAAAACGCGUGCGAUUUUCGUUCCGUGGGGGAGCUGUACGCUUACGAGAAGAAAAUCUGCGAGGAAGACGAGGAGGACGAGGACGAUUACUACGAGACGCUGCUCUCCGAGGCUCUGGAAAGCUUCCAACUGUUAAAGAACAGUAUCUUUCCUCGGGCGAUACGCUACUACCGAGGGGAAGUGGAGCUGUAUGCCGACGAAGGCGAAGAAGACAGCGACGACGAGGGGGAAUAUUCGAGUGAGGGCGAGGGGUCCAACACCUGGGCAAAGGAUGACGACGAGUAGGUGGCCUCCCUAGUACCUGAAAACUUUACUAAUGCCAGACGACAGGUGCAGCUGCAGAUGAUCAAAACGGGACCACGCUGCCUGGGACCUGUCUGCACCGGUCUGGUUUGUGAAGAUGCAGGGUCUCUAUGAAAGUGAUUCUCAUUUUCUGACCGUGACAGUCACAACGCAGAUAUCGAUCGGACAUGACUGAGGAAAGUAUCGCAUUAAGAUAUAAAAAGAUCCUCGACUCGGACAUCGAUGGCGGACAUUUUUAGGAUACGAGACUUUUGUAUUUCCGCCUGUUCUCGUACUACCGCCAAGUAAUUAUUUGAUGAAGCAGCUGCUGCUGCAAACGACGACGCUGAGAUUCUGCGUUCGCCGAUG
Messenger RNA from Amoebophrya sp. A120, 2834 nucleotides. The record is from the annotation of a GenBank genome assembly. Lineage: Eukaryota; Dinophyceae; Syndiniales; Amoebophryaceae.